AUGAAAUAAAACAAGAAUUGGUCAAGAUCCAGAAGAAGUUCAUCCACUAAACCUAAAAACAAAAAGACUCAUUAAGGUAAAAAAAGGAAGAGCAGUGACUCAAAUUAUUCCUCAUGUAAUACCAGCUCAGAAUCGCACGAUUUAGAUGGAUGUCAACCUGUAGAAGGUAAACUUCUGAAGAUCAUCAGGGGAUUGGAAGCUGAAGAGGAGUUUAAAGUUUUGAGUUUGAAAUUGAACCCCCUUAGUCUUGGGAGUGUAGAAUAGGAAAUGACUAUUGACCAAAAUCCAGAUCACCCAGAAUUUAGAAAAUACUUUCAAUACAAUAAAUAUUACCAAUAAGAAUUUCAAUAAUCAUUGAUGGAUGAGAAUGUCUUUCUUGGAAAUAGUCUGUCACACUAAAAUAUAUCUUACUAUUAAAGAGCAAGAAUGGUUGAUUGGAUGAUUUAAGUCUUUGGAAAAUAUAGUAGUACUACUUCAGAUGCUACAUUCUUCAGAGCUGUGUCAAUCAUGGAUUUCUUCUUCCAAAAAUCAAUCAAAUAAUAUUCUCACAAUGAUCUUCAUCUUAUUGGAAUUACCUCCAUGUUUAUAGCUACUAAACUUGAAGAUAUCCAAUUUAUCCCAUUAAAGUAAUUUGUCACAAAAAUCAGUCGAAAUAAAUUCUCUACAUCUGAUAUCAAAGAGAUGGAAAAAUCAAUCUUGGAAACCUUGAAUUUCAAGAUCACAUUUCCUACUUCACUUGAUUAUUUACAAAAUAUCUUUUACUAAUGUUUUAAUUUGAAUGACAAUCCUAUAUUGUAAAAUAUCCUAAAAACCAGUAUUUACAUCUUAAAAAUGUGUCUUCAUGAUUAUUCAAUGACAUCCUUCAAUUCCUAUACUCUGGCAAGUUCAGCAUUCCUCUAUAGUAUUAAAGAUUAUGUUUCCAAAAUGAAUUUGUUCAAUACAGAAUUCAUCAUCAACCAAUUUUUUAACAAAGUGAUGGAAAUCUCUUAAAUAGAUUAAACCCAGAUUGAUUUGUGUUUAAAUAAGACAUAAGAUCUUAUUCGUAGUUUUAAGAUUAAAUAUCCUUAACUCUACAAUUUAUCAGAAUUUUAAUGA
This is a messenger RNA of Paramecium tetraurelia, 1095 nucleotides long. RefSeq lists its product as uncharacterized. Lineage: Eukaryota; Ciliophora; Oligohymenophorea; Peniculida; Parameciidae. The transcript has 5 exons. Gene Ontology annotation, molecular function: cyclin-dependent protein serine/threonine kinase regulator activity. Gene Ontology annotation, biological process: regulation of cyclin-dependent protein serine/threonine kinase activity; mitotic cell cycle phase transition. The record is from RefSeq and is a predicted model, not a curated record. Gene Ontology annotation, cellular component: cytoplasm; cyclin-dependent protein kinase holoenzyme complex; nucleus.